Molecule: messenger RNA, 2835 nt
Organism: Oncorhynchus mykiss (rainbow trout)
Lineage: Eukaryota; Metazoa; Chordata; Actinopteri; Salmoniformes; Salmonidae
Source: RefSeq, a predicted model, not a curated record
GACGCUCCUCCAGGGAAAGGCCAGUCAGACAGACGUAACACACGAACAGAAGGCGAGACAGACAGAGAAAAGGAUCCUGCAGAUCGACAGGACAGAAGCACAGAAACGGACAGAGAGAAAAACAAGACAGAUAAUUACGCACUCAAGCUGUAGAAACAGCUCUAGAAACAUGACACUGCGUGAGGUGAGUUUAAAAAAACAUUUUUUUUUUUGUUCCUACACAACUUAGAAAGGCUUUAUCGAACAUUCAUAAAUAAAGUUUCCAUGAGCCCAAUGUAGAUGCUUACUUUUCCUUUAUCUUACUUCACCUGUAAUUAACUAAUGUUGGUCCAAGACAACAAAUUAUGAUUUACAAUGACAGCCUUGUGAGUGUGGCUGUGUGUGUGUAUUAAAACAACACAAAAAUGCUUGGUUUUACCACCGGUUGGCAAGAAGUAAUUGGACGUUAUUAGUCAAGUUAUUUUAAUAACAUGAGCCUUUGAUCAACGUGGCAGUAAGGCCUCUUCAGACAUUGAUCAUGAUCAAUCCACAGGUUAGUUCCGUAACUUCAUAACUUGCUAGGCCAUUUGAUUUGGAUUGUGCCCACAUUUACCAUAAUCUAAUGAUAAGUGUUCAGGAUAAGCCGGAAUGGAAGUAUCAGAGUGGCGUGGGUUGGUUAGCAUGCUAAUAAAACUCAUAUUUUUAUAUUCAAGACACUGGGUUUGAUAUGGUAUUUACAAUGGUAGGUUAAUGCUAUAUCCUCCUGAGACCUGGAAAAAAAAGGUUUGGGAUUUUUAUUUUUUUGUGGGGGUAUAGUGCUUAAAAAAACCUAGUUGCAGCAUCCAUCUCUUAUUUAAUGUGAACAGAUUAUUACACAGUCCUGACAACUCACUUAACUAUUCCUGAUAUAUUUACUUACUAGAAACAAUUUGAAUAUCAAACUCACAAAAAUUAACAUUAAUAAUUACAUACACUUCUUUUCAAAUUUCCAUAGAAUGUGUCCAUUUUGACAGAAGACAUUUUUUAAAGAACUAGAGCUCAGAUUCACAAAACUUCUUACGCAAAAAAAGAUGUAAGAUAAAGAACUUCAUAAUGAUUUUCUUAUGAACUUCUCAAAUAUCUUCUUACGAAUCUUCUUUAAGAUGUUUCUUGCUAGGCAACCAAUUUAGCUAGCUAUCUAGCUAGCAAUUAGAAUUAUUUCUUGCUGAGAUUACGUUUCUAAAACCUGUUCUUGGGUUUAAAAUAAUCAAUACUGAAACUUUCAGAUGACGUUUGUGAGUGAAUUGAAAAUGUUCAAUUGCUUUCAUGAGCUUUGUCUCUCACUGCCCUGAAUUUAAGACACGGGUUUAGCUGUCUUGGAAUUAAGAACAUGUCCAAUAUCAACAUGUCCUUUAUUUUGAAGAAUCUAAUUUCUUCUUGACUUUCUGCCUAAGAACAUUUCCAACAACCUUUUUAAGGAAUAGCAACUUUGCUUAACUUUCUUCUUAAGUCUAUAGUUAAGGAUAAAAUGGCAUUUAAGAAGAAAAGUCUUCUUAAAAAAGUUUUGUGAGUCCGGCCCCAGGAAGAUAAAGUUGUCAAGAUCACACCCCCACAUAUGUGAUAUGAUUGUAUGGCCUCAGAGAUGUGUAUGGCCUCAGAGAUAUGCACAAAGAACUGAUGUCCACUAGAGAGUACAAAAAUGAAUAGCUUUGAAUAGCUGUACUGUGCCAUAGACUACUUCCUUAUUCAAAGAGCAUCUUGCAUAUCCAUUCUCCGCAGCUUUAAAAUUGUUUUUAAAACAUGUGCCUCUGUUCCCUCUCCCUGAGGAGUUGCGUAGUCGUGAGUUCUGGCGUGCCAUGCUGGCCGAGCUGCUGGGUUCCCUGGUGUUUGUGAGUGCUGUUCUGGGGGCCUCUGUGCCGGGCCCUGGAGAGGCCUCCACGGGGCCCCUCUACCCAGCCCUGGCUGCAGGCAUGGUGGCUGUUGCCCUGGGACACUGUUUUGGAGAGAUCAGUGGAGCACAGGUGAACCCAGCAGUAACCCUGUCUCUGUUGGCCACGCGGAGGCUGGACCUGGUGAGGGCCCUGGUAUACGUGGGAGCCCAGUGUCUGGGGGCCUCCCUGGGGGCCGGGGCUCUCUACUUCGCCCUGCCCCUCAAAACCACCGCAGACUGCUUCGUCAGCAAGGUUCCUCUCGAGGUGAACGCGGCCCAGGCUCUAGGGAUGGAGCUUCUGUCAACGUUCCAGCUGGUCUUCACUGUGUUCUCCGUGGAGGACCACCGUCGGAGGGAGUACACAGAACCAGGGAACCUGGCCAUCGGCUUCUCUCUCAGCGCAGGCGUGCUCAUCGGGGGUCGGUUCUCUGGAGGCAGUAUGAACCCGGCACGUUCCCUGGGUCCAGCCAUCAUCACUGGCUUCUGGGAAAACCACUGGGUGUACUGGAUUGGACCGGUGCUGGGUGCAGUGCUGGCCGGGGUGUCCCAUGAGUUCUUCUUUGCCCCCAGUGCAUCGAGGCAGAAGCUGGUUGCGUGUCUGACCUGUAAGGACAUAGAGAUGGUGGAGGCAACCAGCGUAUCCCGGUCCUCCCUGUCCACCGUCACCCAGACCGCCAUGAGGGCUAAGCAGGUCAACAAACAGGAGCAAAACUAGAAAGGGACACAUCAUGCUACACAACAAUAUAUAGUGGGGUCUGAAAUGAUUGACACCCUUGAUAAAGAUGAGCAAUAAUGACUGUAUAAAAUAAAUUAUUCAAAUAAGGAGCUAAAUUGACUUCAGAAGGUUUUCAUACCCCUUGACUUAUUCCACAUUUUACAGACUGAAUUAAAAAUGGAUUCAAUAGAUGUUUUUCUUACCUAUCUACAUACAAUACACCAUAAUGACA